ACAACAACACCCAGCGUACCCCCGGCCAUAGAGAUAGUCCUCCCUUCCUCUGUCUUCACGUGCCGCGGGAAAAGGAGGAAAACAGGAGGAAAAACGGAGGAAAAACAGGGAGAGAGGACACUGAAGAGGAGGAGGAGGGAACAGAGGAGCUAUCUAAAUAAGCCCCCUCCCCUGUGCGCUCCAAAAUGCCUUCCAAAGACCUUAAUUUCAAGACGGGGAACAUUUGCCGAAUCUACAUCAAGGACUUUCUGACGUUCGAUGAGGUGGAGAUCCGCCCCAAGCCCAGACUCAACUUCAUCUAUGGCCCCAACGGUGCGGGGAAGUCCUCCAUCCUGUGUGCCAUCUGCAUCUGUCUCGGCGGGAAGCCCUCCGUCACCGGCAGGGGCAGGGAGGAAUACAACUUCGUCAAGAGGGACAAGACAGAGGCGGAGGUGGAGGUGGAGAUACACAUGGAAGGGGAGAUAAACAUGGUGAUCAAGCGCAAGAUAAACAGCAAACUCAAACGCUGCACCUGGUACCUGCAGGGGAAGGAGGUCAACGCCAGCACAGUGCUGAAGAAGAUCGAGAGCCUCAACAUACAAGUGGACAAUCUCUGCCAGUUUUUGCCGCAGGAUCGAGUGGUUGAGUUUGCCAAGCUCAACAAAACCAACCUGCUCCUCGCCACUCAGAAAGCUGUCGGCGACUCCUCCCUCCACCAACAACACCAGAUCUUGUCCGAGAGUGGCCAGAAGCUCAAGGAAUUCGAACGCAACCAGGAAGACUUGAAGAACCGGCUGGCUGACUCAGAGAAGAAAAACGCGAGGCUGAAGAAGGUGGUAGACAAUAUGGAGGUAAAAGAGAAACUGCAGGAGGAGCUCAAGAUUCUCAGGACGAAGCGACUCUGGUACCUCUACGACCACAAGCGCAAGAUCCACCAGCAGCACCGUGAUGAGCUGAAGGAGAAGGAGCGUGAGCUGAAGGAACUCCACAAGGCCCUGGACCCCGUGGCCAUGGACAUAACCACCAAGAAGGCCGCUCUCCAUCGCUACAAGAAGACCAUCAAGGAGAAGAACGAAUUCCUGCGGAAGAGCCUGGCCGCCGCGGUGCGCACCCAACAGGACUACGAACAUCAGGGGGAGCUGCUUCAGGAGGCCAAGCGCACCUACCAGGCCAAGGAAGCGGAGCAGCAGCAGUGGCAGACGGAGGUGGAUGACUACCGCCGGCAACUCGACAUGCUCCUCGGACAGCUCCAGAACCUGCCGCAGAUUAAUGAGGCGGAGUUGACCCAGCGGUUGCGUGUGCUGACCAACAAGAUCCACCUCUCCUCGCAGGGCAUCGUCAGCCUCCAGGGGCGGGUCUCCAACACCGGGGCGGAGCGCGAGGAGAAGGUCCGGCGGAUCAAGGCUUAUACCAAGGAGCUGGAGGCAAAGGAGGACAUCAUGGGCCAGCGUAUGGAGUUAUUGAAGAACCGCAAUCCAGAUGUUUACCGCGCCGCCAAGUGGGUGGAGAAGAACCGGGAAAUGUUCAAAGGGCGCGUCCACCCACCCCUGUUUUCCCUGCUCGACAUCAGCGCCCCAGAGUAUGCGCGGUACAUCGAGAACCGUGUCCAGCACCGAGACCUCGUAGCUUUCGUGUGCGAGGAUAAGGAGGAUGUGAACAGGCUGAAGGCAGAGAUGGACGCAUUGAGGCUGAGGGUCAACAUCAUCUAUUCGAAUCCGCAUGACCUCGGGAACUACAGGCCAAGCAUCCCUAUUGAGAGUUUGCACAAGUAUGGCUUCAUCACCUACAUGCUUGACGUUGUGAGCGCGCCGCCCGCCAUCCUCUCCUUCCUCUGCCGGAGCUACAGUAUGCAUAACGUCCCCAUCGCCCUCGACAAGAACACAAGCUACAAUGAGGUGCCCAACCAGAUCUCCGUUUUCUAUAUGGGCAACAGCAGAUACUCCAGCACACGCUCUCGCUACGACGGGGUGGUGUCGCUCAGCAUAUACCCCCUGCGCGAGACCCAGCUGCUGCGCAUCACCCAGGACAAAGAGCGCAUCUCCUUCCUGCAGAACUCCAUCGCCGAGCUCAAGGAAAAGAUCAAGGAACAGGAGGAGGACAUCCGAGGCUUGAGGGCGCAGGAGGAGGAGCUGUCGAAGAGGCUGGAGGAGUGGAGGAACGAGAAGAGGGCGCUGUCGUCCAGGAAGGAGGAGAGGAGCGCCCUAGCCAAGCGGAUCGAGCAGAAGCGGAGCCAGAUAGCGCGGCACGGGAAGGAUGCCAUUGACCUGAAGGCGGAGCAGCGGAAGAUGGAGGAAACUUGCGUGGAGUGCUUCAAUAAGCAGGUGAAAUUGACCAUGCAGCAUAAGGUGAGCAUGACCAACUCAGCGCGUGGGAUGUGUGAGAGGCUGCGCGUGGAGGGCCAGGCGGUGGUGCUGGAGAAGGAGGUGAAGCUGCAGGAGGAGGCCGCAGAGGAGCACCGACUACGCCUUCAGGAGCUGGAGACGGAGAGGGAGGCACUGCACGAGGAGGUGGAGAAACUCAAGAUGGAGGGACACAGCGCACUCAAACAGCUGAUGGCUUUGCUCGGAAUUAAAGACCUCACUCAAAUUACCAUGGAAAUGCGGAUGCAGUUCACAAACUCCACGCUGGAAGAAACGGAGAAGCUGCUUGCGGAGAAGGACGCCCACCUCGCAUGCAUCGUCACAGCCACCCCCACCGAGCUUAUGGAGUACCAAGAGAGACAGAAGGAGAUUGAGAAGCUGAGUCGGCACUUGGAUGAGGCGGAGAGGAAGUUCAACAACCACCAGACCAACCUUGUCGACAUGAAGGAGAGAUGGCUGCCCCGCAUCAAAGAGCUUGUCAAAAACAUCAGCGACCAAUUCUCGCACUUCAUGUCCCGCCUGGGGUGUGCCGGCGAGGUGGUGCUGAAGGAGGACGGCGAGAACUUCGUCAACUACGGGAUGGUCAUCUACGUCAAGUUCCGAGACCACCAGAAGCUGCAGGAGUUGACCCCACACCAGCAGAGCGGAGGGGAGCGGGCGGUGUCCACGGCGCUCUACCUCCUGGCGCUGCAGUCCCUCACGGCCGCCCCAUUCCGCUGUGUGGAUGAGAUUAACCAGGGGAUGGACCCGGUCAACGAGAGGCUGUUCCUGAAGAUGUUGAUGGAGACGGAAGGAAACGAAGACUCCAGCCAGUACUUCUUCGUCACCCCAAAGAUGAUGCAGGAUAUUGAGUACAAGUCACGGGUGAAUGUCCUGGUGGUUCUAAGCUCCGUCACCAACCUCCCGCACUGCAAACACAACAUCAAGCGUAUCCUCAAGCGACGCGCCGAGGUCAACAGACAGCGGGGCAAGAAGGGCGGGAAAGGAGAGGUUGGGGGCAGGGGGGGUAAGGCGUAAGUGAGGGUCCGGGGUGUAGGUUAGGGUAGGGUAGGAUAGGACUGACCAGUUAGUUGAUAGAAGGGGAUGAAGGAGGAGGAGGAGGAGGAUUUGCAGAGAGAGAGAGAGAGAGAGAGACUGUUUGAGGAAGAUAUUGUAAGACAUGGAGAGAGAGAGAGAGAGCGCUAUUGCAAGACAUAGAGAGAAAGCAAAAGGAGGAAGAUUAAGAAAAUUAAAAUGAAAAAUAUAUGUAAGACUGUUUGAGAAAGAUAUUGUAAGAUGUGGGGAGAGAGAGAGAGAGAGAGAGACUGUGCUGGAGGGAGAUAUCGUACAAGUUGGAGAGAGGGAGAGAGAGAGACCAAUCUAUUUUUACCAGUAUUAUUAUCAAGGUCAUUAAUAUAUAUUUUCAACCUUUCCUUCCCCCUCCCUCUUUCUCUCUCCUCUCCUUCACCUCCUUCCCUCUCUCUCUCUCCCUUUAACUUUCUUAAGAGAGAGAGAGAGAGAGAGAGAGUUUUGAGAUGACGAGCAAUUUCAAAGCCCUAUUUUAAUACCAUGUGUGUGUGUGUGUGUGUGUGUGUGUGUGUGUGUGUGUGUGUGUGUGUGUGUUCUCCUUACUAGUCUACACAUUUCCACAAUCUCUGUCCACUCUAACUUGACAAAUAGGCCACCAGUAAGAUUCCAACCCUUCCCAGCAUCCACCAGUAGAUUCCAACCCUUCCCAGCAUCCACCAGUAGAUUCCAACCCUUCCCAGCAUCCACCAGUAAGAUUCCAACCCUUCCCAGCAUCCACCAGUCACACGCUGCCUAUGUCAACAAGGGGGCGUGGCUUGCAUUUGAACUAACCAAUAAGAGACACUGGUUGGGGAAAGGGGGAGGGGCUUACAUGCCUAGUUAGUUUGGAUAAGAGAGAGAGAGGAAAUAGCCAGGCAAGAUAUAAGGGAGAUCGCAUGCAGAGCCAAACAAGAGUGAAUCUGGGAACUGAGGCAUUAAUCUAAGAACUUAAAUUAGGUUGAGUAUGUGAUUUGGGUCCGGCGUGAUCAUAGGAGUAAGUUAAGGCUUGAACGAAUCCAAAUAGUUAUUAUCAUUUUCCAUCACUUAUCUGUAGUUGACGUCAUUAUUAUUAUUAGUGUUUUUAUUAUUGUUAUUGUUACAUGAGCGCACUGUAAUUAUAAUGGUUUCUUUUGUUAAUACGAUGGUGGUGCUCCUCCUCCUCCUCCUCCUCCUCCUCCUCCGCACUCUGAGAUUCACCACACUCACACACUUCCUACGCAUGCUGUGAGGUGUGGAUUCAUGUCACUGAGAGCAUGAAGUGUAAGAUUUAUUGUAUUUUUGUAUGUACGGCAAUAAAUUUUGGAAUAUAU
Molecule: messenger RNA, 4696 nt
Organism: Eriocheir sinensis (Chinese mitten crab)
Lineage: Eukaryota; Metazoa; Arthropoda; Malacostraca; Decapoda; Varunidae
Gene: SMC5
Product: structural maintenance of chromosomes protein 5-like
Exons: 23
Coding region: 186-3356 (1056 amino acids)
Biological process (GO): double-strand break repair via homologous recombination
Cellular component (GO): Smc5-Smc6 complex
Molecular function (GO): ATP binding; ATP hydrolysis activity
Source: RefSeq, a predicted model, not a curated record